This is a messenger RNA of Guyanagaster necrorhizus, 962 nucleotides long. RefSeq lists its product as uncharacterized. The transcript is spliced from 4 exons. The record is from RefSeq and is a predicted model, not a curated record. NCBI's taxonomy places the organism in Eukaryota, Fungi, Basidiomycota, Agaricomycetes, Agaricales, Physalacriaceae. Bases 68 to 757 code for a protein of 229 amino acids.
UGCACCUUGUACUUAAAAGCAGAAACUGGCAUUGUCGGGCUUCCUGUCUUCUUUAACACCACAGCCUAUGGAACCUGCUUGCUACGUUCCACUAGAAUGCCUUACCACGGCGGACUCUGCUAAUUCUCUCCCUGCCUUGGAGGAUUAUCACUUUACUCUACGUGCCAAAGACGUAUACAGAAUGGAAUUCUACUGGGGCCUUUCCCGAGGUGACCUUGAACGGGAAUCUCACUUAAAUCACGUUCGGCUACGCUCGGAUAUGAAGGAACUACUGGAAAAUGAUCAAUGGACACUCGUUCCGACGGACGAGACCCUUCGGCGUAUAUAUGACCUCCAGGAUUACAACCAAAAAUGCUGUCCUGACCUUCGCAGGAUGUUCACGAACGUUAUCCCAGUGCAAGAAUACACGUACAAUCUAUUCCCUACAAGCGUGACGCGCCGCGUGUACAUUAUUUUCCCCAGUUCUUCGACCCUCCUGUCCAAGCAUCAUCCCUCCACCUUGCCGCUCCUUAAGAUCUCCUCGCUCGUUCACCCAUGCUUUGUCCUGGGAGCGACCUACCGCCUUUUCAGCCGAUUUUCGCAGUUGAGGAAUCGGCUGGUGAGCGCGGUGUCGUCGUUCUAUCUCCUUCAGCUCCCUUCGAGUGUGCGCGGGUUGGCGGAGUGGAGACGUGAGGGGAUGAUUUCGUCAAGGAGAUGGCGCACUCCGGAGAUAUGGCGACGGCGAAAGGCAUUGCUCAAACAGAAAGACUGGUACUAGUUUUUUAAUUCUGUAAAUGUUAUCCCUCCUUCGGCGAAUGAGUAUGAAUAGUUGGCGAUACUUAUCCUAGGGCUUCGGCUUUGACUGGCCGGAAUGGUUUAGAAGAUCAUUGAUCAGGCUUUUAAGAGUCAUCUAUGCACCAUGACAGCAGUGAUAGGACUCGGAUCUGAUGGAAAGCCAAGGGGUGUCAAGAAUACGAGGACAU